AGCCCCACGGCUCACCUGGGCAGCGCCAUGAAACAACGUCAUACCUCCUGGAUACUUAGUUCGCAUUCCACUUCCCUUCCCUGAGCUUCAUGCUCUAUUACGAAUUCCUCACACCUUCACAUUUCCUUUCUCCCAAUUUUCAUUUCCUAGGCUUCACAAAACUCUUAAAAAUACAAAGCCAAUUGAUCUCUCACACACAUACCAGGUUGUCGCUCGAACGAACCAAUUUGAACACCAUGGGAGACAAUUCAGAUUCAGCCAAAGAGUCUCUUCCCGUCCGUUCUGGUCAAACCGAUUCGGUCCAUCUCUCGCCAGAUCCGUAUCUUAGCUCAGAUUCAGGCAUACCAACGCCUUCGAUGCUUACACCCAACACUAGAGCGGAAGCUGAAUUCGCGUUCACCUCUAACGCAUUGAAGCAGACGGACUCCGCUGCCCCAUCUACGGCUCCUCCAGAAGAUACCGAUAGUCCUAUGUUGGCCGCUCCUAGAAGUACCCGCCGGCCGCUUGCUCCUCCUCGAAGCGGUAGUUCCAACUACAUUGCCGCUCUCGCUGCCAGUCGUACCGUGCCUGAAGGUUUCGAUGCUUCCAAUGCCCAGUCUUACAGCCCGGUGACACCGAACGAGUCACAGAGCGUGGAUAAGACGAAAAUCUCUGGCGUGCUGAAGGAAGACACCAAUACUCGCUACGGAGAUCAGCAAGAUAUGAAGAGGGAGAGACAGAAGGCGCUUCUGGCGAAGAUCCCUGGUCAUGGCUACGACAGCACACAAGAGACAGCAAGCAAGUGAUAGGGAAACGUAUCACUCAACCCUCGUAGGUUGGCGUCAUUUGGAACUGCACCACGUCUUGUCACGUUUCUCAGGAUGACGUAGAUAACCCUGCUGUGGUACGUCGGGCGGAAAGAUAUUUGGGGAGGCCUAAUCCAAUACAGCUAAGAUCCAUUACACGAUGCUCUGAGGGUGACUCACUUCGACAAUACAUGGACUUUUCUGGCAACAUGCCAAAGAGUACGAACUCUUAUUGUGGUGACAUUUGUAGCUUGCAUGAAUAGAGCUGCUCCCUGUGAGAUAUUCGAGAGGUCCCACCAAUUCCCCCACGCGUUUAGCUGCACCCCUAACAUCCAGAACGCAAUUCGUUAGACCCUGGAGUCUUCGCUCCAUUCGAUCACCA
Messenger RNA from Pseudovirgaria hyperparasitica, 1167 nucleotides. RefSeq lists its product as uncharacterized. The coding region runs from base 90 to 785 and encodes 231 amino acids. NCBI's taxonomy places the organism in Eukaryota, Fungi, Ascomycota, Dothideomycetes, Acrospermales, Acrospermaceae. The record is from RefSeq and is a predicted model, not a curated record. The transcript has 2 exons.